GAAUCCGUGUCUGUGUGUGUGUGUGCGCGCGUGUGUGUAGGGGGCGUCCUUGGACUGUGGGUUGGGCACGGGACCCGGAUCACCCGGCUAAAGGGCGGAACACGGUGCACAGUUUGUGGGGCUUGGGUGCGCGGUGUCUCGUUGCUGGCCGGCUGGGUGAGGCUGCGCUUUAGCUCACGCCUGCGGCAAAGAACUUCUACCAGGCUAGGAAUUUGAAGGCCAAACUUCGAGUCUCACCCAGCUGGGCCAGAUGGGAAAAUCAAGUCAGGGGGCGCCAGGAUGUUACAGGCAGCAGGAUGCGUGCAGUCCUCCGGUUUCACUCUUACCUGUCCAGGGAUGACUUCUGACUAAGGAGGAUGAGUUGUAGCCACUGGAGGGUGACAGAUGGAGGGAAGCUGCGACUGUGAAGCUCCCGCAGAAGCUGCUGAUGAUUCUAGGCCGAAUGCCGGACAAUCCAGCAGCUUGCCAGCCUCCAUCUCCAGAGAUGUUCACAAGAAUAAUAGUAAGGAGAUCAUCGUUUCAUCUUCAUCAACUUUAGACUUGAGUGAAAGUGGUCUGCGCCACCUGGAAAAGAUCUUUAUAGUCCCCAACCUUCAACAUUUGCAUCUUCAGAGGAAUGCCCUCUGCAUGAUUCCUAAAGAUUUCUUUCAGUUACUGCCAAACCUGACUUGGCUCGACCUCCGGUAUAAUAAAAUUAAGGCACUUCCUUCUGGGAUUGGAUCUCACAAGCGUUUGAGAACUUUGCUUUUAGAAAGAAAUCCUAUCAAAAUGUUACCUAUGGAGCUGGGGAAUGUAGUCACACUAAGGGCACUGAACCUAAGACAUUGCCCUCUGGAGUUCCCUCCUCAGCUUAUCGUGCAGAAAGGAGUGGUAGCCAUCCUGACCUUCCUGCGGAUCUGUGCAGCAGAGCAUGACUUCCCUGAGGAUGCAGCUUCUCAAGAGAGCUCACCUGUUAAAAAGAUGGACCUAAGUGAGCUUCCAGAGCUUGUGCAAGAUUUAUCAAAAUAUAGGAUGCCUACUAGAGAAAUCUUGAAUCCUCAGGACCCAAAGGUGACUAUGUUGAAAGAAAAAGUGGACUUUCUCGCACCUGUUGAAAAUUUAGACCUGAGUGAGCUCAGGAGAUCCACUGCAUCUCCAGAACAGUGGCCAAGCAAGGAAGAAAUCAAGCGUUUCUGGAAGCUGAGGCAGGAGAUUGUUGAGAACGAAAAAACAGAGGUUCUUGAAAACCAGCUCUUACCCAUUGAGUUGCCUCCAAAUAUCAAGGCAGUGUUAAACAAUGAGAAAGAACACUCAAAGCAAAGGCACAUGUCCAGAAAGAAGAGGUCCCCCUUCAAGAACAUCUUACCUGACCUCACAUCACCAUACCAAACGAUGAUUCCGACCAAAAGACUUGAAGAACGUCGAGCAGCGGCCCUCAGAGAGCUCCGAGAGAAGCAGGCUCUGAUGGAGCAGCACAGGAGAGACAAAAGGACCCUGCAGGAAUGGAGAGAGCAGACCCAGAUGCUGAAGCAGAAAAAGGAGGAACUCGGCAAACUCCUGCCUUCACCUCAGGGAGUGGUGGCAUCAAAGGCUCCAUUUACUACACCUCUGAUAGACCAUGGGAAGAUUCCAGGGAGUCCACACGGCAAAAUGAAACACAGCAAGGAGAGCUCGUCACAGGCGAGUGAAGAAAUAAGUGCUUACCAAGUGGCAGCAGACCUGGAGGCAAAAAUAAAGCAGCACAUACAACAGGUGCAUGCACAUAGGAGCUUCCAGAGCAUACCGGCGCUGCGCGAGAUGAAGACAGCAACCCAGGACUUGGACAUUGCAAAGAAGCUGCAAGAUGAAGUAAUGAAACUGAAAUUGGAAUUGAACAAAGACAAUCCAUUUGCAAAUCUCACAGGAAGUCUUUCACUUCACCUACCACCAACACAACCUCAAAACAUAUUUUUUAACACGAAAUAUUAAGAAGAUGUUUGUGGUAUCGGUGUCAAGGUCCUUCAAGCAUGAGGAAGCGGCUCACUGCUUGUGUGGUGGUGGGGACUAGGGUUAGGACAUUCAGUGUUUCUAUGACUUACUUCACAGGCAGCCCUUUGUUGUUUUUAUGUAAACCUGCAUUCCUUUUCUGGGGCUGUGAAAGUUUUAAGCUGCAUUAAAAGAAUGAGAAUAUUGCAGGCACA
Messenger RNA from Cavia porcellus (domestic guinea pig), 2159 nucleotides. It is a transcript of the gene Lrrc27, whose product is annotated as leucine rich repeat containing 27. Gene Ontology annotation, molecular function: protein binding. The coding region runs from base 385 to 1947 and encodes 520 amino acids. The transcript is spliced from 11 exons. Lineage: Eukaryota; Metazoa; Chordata; Mammalia; Rodentia; Caviidae. The record is from RefSeq and is a predicted model, not a curated record.